Sphaeroforma arctica JP610 is the source of this 343-nucleotide messenger RNA. RefSeq lists its product as hypothetical. The record is from RefSeq and is a predicted model, not a curated record. Gene Ontology annotation, molecular function: protein serine/threonine kinase activity. Lineage: Eukaryota; Ichthyosporea; Ichthyophonida. The transcript has 2 exons. The annotation marks the transcript as partial. Gene Ontology annotation, biological process: phosphorylation; nuclear-transcribed mRNA catabolic process, nonsense-mediated decay.
CGGGGAUCGGGUUCUGCUGGAGCGCUUCUUCCGUGACAGUUGUGAGGCGGUGGUGUGGUAUUGGGCUGUGUGUCAGUGUGCGUCGUAUGCCGUGCGCAAUCGCCUGAAGACCAGUUUUGGCGGGCCUUCUCAGACUCUGAUUGCCUUGGAAACGGGCUUUUCUGCCAUGGUGAAGGGCCCUGUUGGCGCUGGCAGAGAUGGUCUGACGCACACCCAACGCCUGGCUAUCAGCACAGUGUUCGUGGAAGUGCUGGAGAAGCACGUGUUAACGGCCGUAUUUGGCUCUGGUGGACUGGGCUCGCCCGAGAAGAGCGUCGCUGUGUUCUACGCAGCCAACUCGAAG